AAAGCCCCCAUCAUUCACGACAAGAAACUCGAUGGACAAUCGUCUCCAGCUCCGUUCUCACUAUAUUUGCGUGUAUCUACACCGCCAUUCACCCUAAUAUUCCGAGUCCCAAAGACAACACCCUUCAUAUCCUACGGCGGGCGACUUGGGAUCAUGAUAAUGGCACUUCUCGCUCCAGAACUAAUUGUCGCAUGGGCUAUGCGUCAGUCGUUCAGUGCUCGUCAGGUUACAAGACAGUUCAAGGAAUCGGGGUAUCCCAGCGUGGUCCGAAGUCGGAGUCUCAUGAAGAAAAGGAAUCUGUUGAAGUACCUCAGCCUCGCCUUCUUCGCUUCUUUCGCCUCCAUCGCAUCUUUCACCUCCCUCACUUCUUUCGCCUCCUUCUCACAGUGCUUGCUAAAUGUGCAUUAUUUGUGCCGGCGUUUCUCUGGCAUUUCCCUGGUGCUCUUAUGAGGUGGGUCAAGGGGUUGGCUAAGGCUGAUCUCUCAGAGAAAUCUGAAGAUUAUACGUGGACUCAGACACACAGCCUCUUUGUGCUGAUGGGUGGUUUCAUGCUUUAUGUGGACGGGAACCCCUACCACACACUACAGCCUGACGAGAUCCUCAUGCUGAUACGUGACAGGUGUAUCGACGCCCCUACCCUGACAGCAAACCAGAUCCAGGACAGGAGCAAAGGCAAUGCGAUAUCGAAAGGAUUGGUCAUCAUUCAAGUGGCCUGGUUUGUUAUGCAACUCAUCACCCGCGCCAUCUAUCACCUCGAAACCACCCAGCUCGAAGUGGGGACACUCGCUUUUGCGGUUCUCAAUUUCCUAACUUAUGCUGUGUGGUGGAACAAGCCUCUCAACGUGAAAUGUCCACAUCCAGUGUACUGGAAGUCGACCGAAUCAAGGCCAGAGAAUUACAUUGAUACCAGUGAUAGAGAUGAACUCGCUCGGCUUGGGAUCUUGGCUCCAGUUUCCGCCCAAUUAUAGAACUGUCGGGCUUGCUCAGUGCUGUUCCUACAUCU
This is a messenger RNA of Suillus subalutaceus, 1003 nucleotides long. RefSeq lists its product as uncharacterized. The record is from RefSeq and is a predicted model, not a curated record. The transcript has 4 exons. NCBI's taxonomy places the organism in Eukaryota, Fungi, Basidiomycota, Agaricomycetes, Boletales, Suillaceae. Bases 192 to 968 code for a protein of 258 amino acids.